Molecule: messenger RNA, 783 nt
Organism: Fukomys damarensis (Damara mole-rat)
Lineage: Eukaryota; Metazoa; Chordata; Mammalia; Rodentia; Bathyergidae
Product: disintegrin and metalloproteinase domain-containing protein 21-like
Exons: 1
Biological process (GO): male gonad development
Cellular component (GO): sperm head plasma membrane; external side of plasma membrane; plasma membrane
Source: RefSeq, a predicted model, not a curated record
UGUGACUGUGGAUCCUUCAAGCAGUGCUAUGACAACACAUGUUGUGAAAGCUCCUGUGUCUUUACGCCCGGUAGCAUUUGCGAUGGGCAAGUCUGCUGCGGGAACUGCACCUAUGCCCCUGCAGGGACGCUCUGCAGAGGCGUGCUCAAUAUCUGUGACCUUCCAGAGUACUGCGGUGGAAGCACAUUCUUCUGUCCAGAAAACCUGUAUCUGCAGAACGGAACCCCGUGCACCGAAGAGGGCUACUGUUACAACGGAAACUGUACUGACCGCACCAUGCACUGCAGAGAAAUCUUUGGAAGAAACACCAGAAAGGGUGAUGAUAUCUGCUAUCAAAUGAACACAAAGGCCAGCAGAUUUGGGCAUUGUAACAGGAGAUAUGUAGGACUCGCAUUUGAGAGGUGUCCAAUAAGCGACAUUCUUUGCGGAAGGCUGCAGUGUAGCAAUGUAACCCACCUUCCCCGGGUGGAUGAACAUGUUUCAUUCCAUCAGUCUAAGCUUGGAGACUCUUGGUGCUUUGGACUAGAUGAGCACCGUGGUGCAUUCGCUCGGGACCUUGGAUUUGUGCGAACUGGUACUCCCUGUGCUCCAGGAAAAUACUGUCAUUAUCGUCGCUGCAAUAACACUGUGCAAAAAAUAAACUACGACUGUACACCAGAGAAGUGUAAUUUUAGGGGAGUUUGCAACAACAAAAGGCAAUGUCACUGUCAUACAGGUUGGUCUCCUCCACUGUGCCUAUCAAGAGGUGCCGGUGGCAGUGAGGAAAGUGGACCACCUCCGAGA